CGACACGGUGAGGGGGUUGAUGACAAAACAUCUAUCCAUCCAGCGAACCAUCCGUCCAUCGUCGGCCGUCUCCACGAUGCAUCUAGGUCAGUCAGGUGGUCUUCACGCUCACACUCAACUAUCUACACACCCAUACACACACACACACACACAUACAUACAUACAUAAUGUAUCCAACCAGCUGCGGAGAAAACGAUCCCAAUAUGAAAGCAGUGAGUGAGUGAGUGAGCCCCUCACGAACGAACCAACGACCCAUCCAUCCAUCCAAUGGCAUCCAGGCAUCCGUGAGAUGAGUGAGGCAGGUGCGACAGACGUAGUAUACACAUCAAUCACAUGACAUGACAGGACAUGACAUGACAUGACAGCUGCUCUCGCUGGCUUGAGCAAACUUCCCCGCUCGCUUGCUCAAUUACAUACCCACCAUACCACGACAGACACACAAAUGCUCUCUCACUCACAGAUGCACACCCCGUGCCAGUGGAUGGACCGGCCCAGUGAUGGAUACUCGGGCUGAUGCCAGGCGGCGAACGUCAGCCUCCCAGGGCCAUUGAGAAGCCCUGCGGACUGGCGUUGCCGCCCAAGAUCGCACCCAACCUCACGGACCGACCUUCCUCCUUUCAACACAACAACAAGAGCUGCACUCACUCACUCACUCGCGUAUUCAGAACCCAUCAACCAAUAAAAGCUCGCACAACGAGGCAUGCAAGCGCUGCCUCGUCGAGCCUGUCUCGGCGGCCAUCCUAUGACGCACCUUCACACAAGGCCCCAAACUGACAUGCUCAAGCCUGGGACGGCUGAGCGGGUAUGUCAGCGAGGCGGCCUGUGUGGCAGGUGCGUCAAUGUCCAGCGCCCGAGCCAGGCCGAGAAGCGGCGUCAAUCAACUCAACAACAGUGCGCUCAUACAUAAGGUACAGACGACCUUUGUGUCUCUCGCUGCAUCAGUGUGCGGCUCAUGCUGACCGCCUCGCUGUCUGUCUGUCUGUCUGCCUACCCCCUCUCUUUCUUUCCCUCUCUCUCCCUCUCUCUCUCUCCGGCGACUACGCAGCUAGCCACUCGUCUGCUAUCCUCUCGGCAGCCACCUACCCACCACACACCCCACAAUCACUCGCCCAGCUCGUGGCCGGGGCAGCGUUGGUCAGCCGCUGGCAGCGACGGUUGACGCGUCACUGGUCUUCUGUGCGCCGCUGGUGGUUGCGGGUUUGAUGAGGCCCUCCCUCUCGGCCUCGUCGACGCUUUUGACCUUCUCGAUGGCCGGCAGGAAACACUGCUUGAUGUGGCGCUCCUGCACACACACACACACACACGCACACACACGCACACACACACACACACACGGGGAUACGCUCGUGGUGUUGUGUUGUGUUGUGUGGGGGGUGUAUGGUGGGGCUGGGUGACCUCGUUUUUGAAUCGUUCGAUGAUGGUUGGCGAGUGGAGCAUCCUGCGGUUGUUGAAGAAGGCCACGUCGUUGGGCUUCCAGCGCAUCACAAAGACGUGCUCAGGCUGCACACCUGACACACACACACACACACACACAUAGGGUGGAGAAACCCCUGGCUCCACUCCACUCCACUAGCAGCAGCAGCAGCAGCAGCACCCACCUGGUGUGAGUAUCUCGCCCGUCAGCUUGUGUGUCUCUGCCGGCGUCAUGGGCCCGUCAGGCCCGAUGAAGCGAUACAGCGUGUGGUUGCCCGUGUAGAUGCUCUUCUUGCCGUCCUUCGACACGUGCACCAGCUGUGUGCACAAAACACACCACACAACACACAACACACACACCCAUCCAUCCAUCCCCUUUCCCUGUCCCUCUCCCCUCUCCCACUCACUGGAUGCGUGACGUGUCUCUUGGAUCGUUCGGUGCCCUCUGCGGCGUGCAGCUGUCUGGUCUCCUCGACGUCGUCGGUGCGGUGUGUGCCGAACCAGUCGAGCUUCCACCCGUGCACCUGAUAGUCGUCCUGCACACACACACGCACACACACACACACACACAUGGCGCGUAUUGUGAGGCAUGUGUGUGGAGUGAGGUGAGUCGGGUGGCCGCAUAUAUACAUAGUAUUCGGCCGUCAGCCUGUCGAUUUUGGCCUUGACAGCCUCGUCGAGCAGGUCGUAGCACACCACCGACGAGGCGAACAACGUCUCGCCGCCCUUCUUGGGGGCUGAAUGAAUGAAUCACUCACGGACACACAACACAAACGUGACGCCACACGCGUGUGUGUGUUCCAUCCAAGUGACUUGACUGACCCUUGAUGCAGUGGAGGCAGGACCAUAUAAUGGGCGUCUCGGACCAGGCGAUUCCGUCGACAUGCCAGGCAUAACUGACGCACGCGCACAGACAGAGAGGAGGGGUCUGGUGAGCAGCGGCGCCGCAUCCCGGCCCGUGCGCACUCACCCUGGGUGGACCACUUUGACGUACUUCUCCGAAGGCCACACUGAGUUUCGGACCAACGGGUGGUCACUGCACCAAGCCACACACACACACACACACACAUGUCAAGGGAGAUACGAAUCGCGUAUCGUUGUGUGAGUGAAUCGAUGCGCACGUGGUAUCGAAGUUGUUGCCAUGGCCCUUCGCGAUGAGCUCCUUGUUGUGCGGCUGCAGGGAUGUGAUCACAUUGACCUGAUCCACUGUCUCGGGGAAAUCCUGCACACACACACACACACACACAUGCACACAGACAGAAACCACAUUACACAUGCAGAGAGACCACCUACAUCUCCCCGCCUGUCGUCUCCGCACUCACCUGCCCAUGCACGACGAUGACAUCAUACUUGUCCUGCACACACCACACCACAGACAGACACAGACACAGUCACAGUCACAGGCCUGACUGUCUUAAAUUCUGCUGGCUGCCUGUUCCACCAUGAGGUCUUUGAAUGCCUGCAUCUGUUGGGCCGACAUGUUCUUGAGGUCGAGGUCCUCGUCCAGCACCUCACACCCAAACCCAUGCGGAUGCACCUCACGCACUGUCAGACCUCCGACCUGGAUGACAGAGGAGGAACCGCCUUCCACCUCGUCCAGCUUCCUCUUCUUUGCCGUCGAGUCUGUCUCCAUGACGGGGCAAGGACAAGGCGACACGAGCAGAAAGGCUGUGGAAGGAGAUCUGCGAAAGCCG
Messenger RNA from Vitrella brassicaformis, 3107 nucleotides. The record is from the annotation of a GenBank genome assembly. Lineage: Eukaryota; Vitrellaceae.